AUGACUGUUUUCAUAUCGCCAAUGGCCUCCGUGACGCGCUCCAGGCGAGCUGAAGGCCACACCACAUACCCGAUGCUACAGACGCGGUUCAGCAACAAUAACAACAACAAUAAGAAGUUGGUCUUUUCGCAAGCCAUUUCCGUCGCUCCAAAACGCCGUCGCGAGGAAAAUCAAGAAAAGACAAUUGAUCUCAAUCCCAUUCAAUCGCCCAAGAGACAGCGACUCACUAUCAAUUUGUCGUCGUCGCCAAACGCAGCAUUUCACCCCAAGACGGUCGCGCUGCCGCCACCACCUCCUCCUGCCCUGAGCCACCCUCCGACACGCUCCCGACCGAGCGGAGACACUGCCACCGCGGCUCACUGUUCACCGUCAACAUCAACAUCAACCCAGAAUCCAGCAGGGAAAACCCCAACCCGCGUCCGGUCGCGUCCUCCAUUACCACCACAGCCAUCAUCCCCUUCGAUUCUAUACAAAACGGACAUACCACAACCGCCGCAGGUAACAGCGGUUUCAAACAAUAUAGAGUCUCCUAAGCCGCCAGCCAGAGCCAGAAAUGCUGUGUCCCGCGAACUGGGUAGUUUGCACGUCAAACCCUCGGAAGCAAAGGCCACCGAAGGCCGCAAGCUACGCUCACAGGAAAACACACGGCUCAAGAGUGACCUCUCGGCUUAUUUCCCGGACUACGAUGAGGUAAUUGGAAACGAUCCAAGGCAGGAGAAUCUACUGGAGCCCCGUACUCCCAUAGUAAUAGUUGAUGAUCCAAAGGUGGGACGUGAUCAGCAAGACCACCGGCAGGUUGAAUCCUUCGCUGUCAGGAGCUACAGCGAUAGUCUUUUCGCCAAUCUCGUCGACACCCAGGUGUUCAAUCUUGACUUCCUACAGAAUCAACUUUCUCUGGAUGAUGAUCACACAGACCCUCUUCCAGACACCCUCUUCGAGCCGGUACACAAACGUGCAGAACGCGCAGAACGCUCCGUCCGGAAUACGGAAAGGGGUCGCGCUCAGCAUGAGAAGGAGCAGAUCAUACGCCUGUUGGAUGGGCUUCAGGGCCACGACUGGCUGAGGGUGAUGGGCGUUAGCGGAAUUACCGAGACUAAAAAGAAGGAGUUUGAGGAACCACGACAGCACUUUAUUCGCGGAUGCGAGGCUAUCUUGGAUAAGUUCCGACUUUGGGGUGUCGAGGAAAAGCGUCGAAAAUUGGAAAAGGAGCGGGCAGUCGCCCAAGCAGCACGGGCAGAGACCGAGGAGUCUGUAUCCGAGGAAGAUGCAGAGAACGAGGAUGUGGGAGAAGAGCAAGAAGAAGAAGAAGGAGAAGAAGCAGCAGCAGAAGAGGAGGAUGACGAGGGAAACGACGAGGAAGUUCCCGACAGCGAGGCUGAAAGCGACAUAGAUGCUUCUAUCGCCAAACAGCUGAGUGACGAGUCACAAGCCCGUGCUCGCUCUAAGAAACCACACCAAAGGCCACUUGACCCCAUGGAGUCGCUGGAUUUAUUGCCACCUAGACCCUUCACUUCCUUCUUCGAGAAGAAGUAUCAAAGGGACGCGGCGCUUAGCAAGAACCGCCGGAAGGGACGAAUGGUCCUCGCAUGGGGCCACGUGGUUCCCGAGAUGGGAGAGGUAGACUUUGAGCUACCUGAGGAGUUUUUGGACGAAGAGACCCUGAGAAGGAAUGCAAGGCGGAAGAGGAGGGACAAGAGAGGUGUUCUCAGACGUUGAUGUCGUCAUUCAGGUCAUCUGGACCACCUGCCUGGGGAAUGAGCCGACGUUUUGUGCAUUGUUGGGUUUGCCUCAUACUAGAACUAGUUGGAAUAUGAUACCAGUUUCCCAGUCUCGAAUCAGAUGGCUCAUUACUAAUGCGAUUAGAAACCUGGCCAUAUGUUCAGAAUCUUCGAUAAAGAUCCG
Pyricularia grisea is the source of this 1902-nucleotide messenger RNA. RefSeq lists its product as uncharacterized. The record is from RefSeq and is a predicted model, not a curated record. Gene Ontology annotation, molecular function: histone acetyltransferase activity. The coding region runs from base 1 to 1716 and encodes 571 amino acids. Gene Ontology annotation, cellular component: SAS acetyltransferase complex. The transcript is spliced from 2 exons. NCBI's taxonomy places the organism in Eukaryota, Fungi, Ascomycota, Sordariomycetes, Magnaporthales, Pyriculariaceae.